Molecule: messenger RNA, 6984 nt
Organism: Chlorella variabilis
Lineage: Eukaryota; Viridiplantae; Chlorophyta; Trebouxiophyceae; Chlorellales; Chlorellaceae
Exons: 34
Coding region: 1-6984 (2327 amino acids)
Cellular component (GO): membrane
Molecular function (GO): phosphatidylinositol binding; protein binding
Source: RefSeq, a predicted model, not a curated record
AUGGCAGACACCCAACUGCUGCUUCAGGCAGCGGGGGCAGCCGUGCAGGAGCACCAGGCGGGCAAGCUGGCGCCAUCAGUGGAGGACAUUCUGCAUCUGGAGAAGCGCUGGAACAAGCUGCCGGGCGCCAGCGCCGGCUCGGUGUCGCUGCAAGAUGCCACCACCCUGCUGGGUGCCGAGGUGCUGGAGGGCGAGCCCCUGGAGUUUGUAGUGCGGCAGGUGUUUGGCGGCGCCGCGGCGCCGCCGCCGGUGCUGAGCAAGCGCCAGUUCCUGUCCCUGGCGCAUGUGGCAGAGGUGGCGCAGGGCAAGGCGUUCGACCUGGUGACUGCUGAGGAUGCCCUGCGGGCCCAGGAGCCGCCGGCCAGCCACAGGAAGCGGCCUCCCACCAUCAGAGACGCACACAUCGACACCUGGCACAUUGCAGCCGGGCGCGGCGGCGCCGAGCACACCGCCGCGGCGCCGCAGUACGAGGCGGCGGCGGCAGCUGUGCUGGCCACCGCCGCGCCUGGCCCGCUGGAGAGCCACCUCAGCCGCGCCGACUCGCUGGCGCUGCCCGCGGGGCCGCUGGAGCAGGGCGUGCAGGCCCUGUCCCGCCACAACUCCUCGGACGGGCUGGCGGAGAUGGCGGCAGCUGGCGGCGAGGCUCUGGAGGAGGAGGAGGCGGCGGAGGAGGAGCCAGACCAUGCAGCGGUAGCGGCGGCCCGCCUGCAGCACCAGUCGGGCGCCACCUCCUACCAAUCCAUCGAGGAGAUGGCCAGCGCGGCGGAGGAGGAGGGGGAGGUGGAGGAGGGCCGGGAGGGACUGGAUGCUGCGGACGAGUUUGCCACCAAGCUCACCGGACUGAUGCGUGCGGUCAGCGGCGACGUGGGUCGAGCGCACCCUGAAGCGCCCCCACACACCCCCGAGGGCCUGCUCCCAGCAGACGACUCUGCCGCUGCAGUGACCGCCGGCGGCGGCGAGGCGCCUGCCGCCGGCAAGGCGCGCAGCUCCUGGGAAUCGUUCAACAGCACCCCUGGCUCUGCCGGGGCGGCGGCGGCGGCCCAGCAGGCGUCUCUGGCGGCGGCGGCGGCGCACACGCCACCCCAGCAGCAGCAGAUGAACGAGGCGGUCAUAUCGGCGGCCAUGGCGGCUGGCAUGACCUUCAUGCAGCACCUGCAGGCUGCGGGCGCGGCGGGGGCCCCCGCCCCAUCGCCGUUCUCAGACGUCAACCCGCUGCGCCACGCUGCCGCCGCUGCAGCCGCCAUGGCCUCCAACCCUGGCAUGGGGGCGCCGCAGCUGUCGAGGGCGGCCUCCUUUGUGCCCCCGUCUCCAGAUGUGCACCCCCCUGGGGCCCAGCGGCCGCAGCAGGUGAUCGCCGAGAUGAUGGCACACCUGAACCUGGGGGAUGCCAGCCCCGCGCAGCUGCAGGCGGCGGCCACCACCCUGCAGCAGCAGGCAAUGGCCAUGCAGCAGCACCACCACCACCACCAGCCGGCCGCCUCCCGGCAGGGCAGCAUGGGCAGCAGCGCCGCCUCGGGCGACGCCGCCCACCACCACACGGGGCAGCAGCACAGCGCACGCAGCGAGGGCGUGCGCCGCUCCUGGCGCGCAUUCGAGGGCGAACAGGCGCAGCUGCAGGCGCAGCUGCAGGCGCAGCAGCAGGAGGCGGGCCGGCUGGUGCGGCGGCAGCGCGCCGCCGCGGCGGUUACGGUGGAUGUGCAGCCGCCUCGGGCCUCUGGGAUCGCGGGCUGGGAGCCCAUGUCUGGGGACGACGUGCACCGCUGCCGCUCCAUCUUUGCCAAAAAGGGCUACCCCGCGGUGGGCGGCAUGGAGAAGCACUGCGCCAUGGAGUACUUUGCCAAGCUGCACAUGGAGCGACACAUCUUCCACCAGGCCUGGCAGGCCGCCGACCGCGGCGGCCGGGGCCGCCUGGGCGAGCGCGACUUCUGCCUGUUUGUGCAGCUGCUGCGCGGCGCGCAGAAGGGGCGGCCGCUGCCCGCGGCGCUGUCGGAGGGCGAGGCGGCGGCGCUGCUGGGGGAGGCGCCCAUGCCGGGCGGCGGCGCCGCGCCGCUGCACAUCGACGCCGCACACCUGCGGUCGGUGCUGGGCCACAGCCGGCAGGCCUCGCUGGCGGGGCACGAGGUGGCGGAGUCGGUGCUGCAGGGCUUUGAUCCUGACGACGACGACGACGCCUCCUCCGUCGACAGCGGCAUCGCGGAGAGCGUGAGCGGCAUGUCUGUCUGCUCCUUGCAGCGCCCCUCCCACCACCCCGCCGGCGGCCACUACGCGCUUGCCCGCCCCUCGGCGCAACCCCACCACCGUACAGGGCUGGGCAGCGUGCUGGGAGGCGGCGCGCCGUCCUACCACCCCGCCGCCACCGCGCGCCCGGGCUACGGGGCGGGCGACUCGCAGGCGGCGCACAGCCAGGUGGAGGUGGCGGUGAACAGGGCGGAGGUGCGGUACCGCAAGGCGCUGUCCACCCCCAUCUUCACGCUAUCGGUGCGGGACAGCCUGGGGCGGCUGGUGGAGCUGCCCAUCGAUACGCACCCGGGGCACUACCGGCGCGAGACGAGCACCAUCCACUCCUCUGCCAUCGUCAAGCUGGCCACCCAGCUGCAGCACAUCCCGCCAGGCAGCAUCCUUUACCUCGAAAUCAAGCACUGGAAGAGCGACAAGAAGCGCUUCUCCACGCUGGCCUGGUCCUACGCCCCGCUGGACAAGCUGGUGGACUUUGGGCCCUCGGCGGCGCGGGUGCGGAACGGCCCGCUGGAUCUGCCGCUGUUCAAGAAGCCAGUGGACUUGACCCUGCGCCGCACCAAGCGGCUCACCAGCCGCGCCUUUGACCUGCACCUGACCGUGCGGGGCAUCGAGUGCGCAGCCGAGCGGCAGAUGCUGCUGGCAGCCUGCACCGCCUGGCGCGCCUGUGUAGAAUGGGUCACAGCCGCCGCCGCCGCCCUGCCAUGGCAGAAGGCCGAGAGGCAGUACACGCUCCCUUUGCUCCAUUGUCUCGGCAUCGCUGUGCACAUCACGCACAGCGGAAUUGUAGCCAGCCGCGGCGCUAUCUCGCCCGAUCAUCGUCGAUUCUUCUCCAGGCGUGCGCAGCAGGUCCCUCUCGCAGAGCGCUCCCCCGAGGUGGCGGCGUUUGUGGAGCAGGCGGAGCUGCUGCGCUGCGUGGCGCGCCUGCUGCCGCUGACGGCCGGCGGCACGGCGGCGCUGCCGCGGGACGCCGCCGCCGCCAGGCGCGCCCUGGUCGCCUACUGCAUGGUGAUGAGGGCCGACUACAUCUCGCCAGAGACCCCCACCGGCGAGUGCAACUUCCCGGAUCACCUGUCCGAGUACUUGAUGCACCUGCGCCCAGACGGGGGCAUGGGCAACCGCAUCCCCGGCUUCCCGCCGGGGCCCCUGCCGUUGGUGCUGGCCAUGUGGCACACCGCGCACCCAGACGGCACGGCGUCGGUGGCAGCGAUCAAGGACGCCAUCGCCCAGGCCUCCCACCCCAUCCUCGGGGCGGGGCUGGCCAUGCAGCUGGCGCAUCACCACCCGGGCCUGGAGCUCGUAGGCUUGUCCAACUAUGGCGUGCCAGCAGCUCGGCGGGCGGACAUGCAGGCCGCCGCCGAUGCCAGCGUGGCGGCGAUGCAGCAGAUGCAGCCCGGCAGCCUCAAGGCAGCUGAGCAUGCCGCCCUCAGCUCGAUAACGGGCCCUGGGCAGCAGACGGCCGACCUGUUUCUGCGCCUGCACGAGAUGGAUAGGCAGCAGGGCAGCGACUGGUACGUGGCCAGGGCAGCCUGCGGCGCCGCUGCGGCUUGCGCCCCCCGCGGGAAGGCCGCGGUGCGCGCAGAGACGCUGCGCGCGGCCAAGGCGGCUUUUGAGCAGUCCGAGGGCGCCAGGCGGAGGCUCAAGCGGCUGCUGCCCGAGGCGUGGAUGCAGUCCCUGGACCAGAUGGUGGCUGUUGCAUCCGCCAUGCUCGUCCUGGCGCAGCGCACCAGCCGAUCGUCUGGCCAGCAGCAGGGCAGCUCUCCUGGUGCGGGCAGCGGCAACACAGCAGCUGGCGGCAGCAGCAGCGGCAGGGAUGCCGCGAGCGGCAGCAGCGCAGGCAGGGGGGCAGGGGCUAUGCCUGACAUCAAUGCUACCAUUGAGGCCUACGCUGGCCUUGGUCGCAGCUUGAUGAGCAUGUCCCAGCACUGCGUUUGCAGCGGCUGCGGCAAGACGGCGGUGGGGCUGCGACGCUGCAGCGGCUGCCACACCGCCAGCUACUGCAGGAACAACAGGCAGGCAGCAGGGCGCCUCCUGUCAACCCCUCUUAGAGCGGCACCUCCAAGGAGCCAGGCGCUGUGGCCGCCAUACCGCACAGUUUGGGCAGUUGCACUGCGGCUGCAUGCGAUCAAAGAGCCACGCACCGAGAGCUCUGUGCCGGUGGCUGCCUCAGCAUCGGCAGGCGGCGGGGAUCGCUCAGAAGGCAGCAGGGUCAAAAUGGCGAGCCAGCACCGCGCUCUGGGCUCGAAGAGCAUCAGAAAUGAGGAGCAGGCGGGUUCCCCUACCAAGCGCCAGAAGCUGACUGCUCCCGACCUUCUGGCAGAGCUGGAGCCGGGCAGCAUCCACGAUGUCGCCAUGGCGCUGGCGCAGCUGGCAGACCGUGUCAAGGAGCUGAGCCCUGUGGCACGCUCCCAGGCCAUGAAGAAGCUGCACCAGCUGACGGAGCAGCUGGCGGCGCCUGCCUUUGGUGCCAACCCCACGCAGCGCAACCUGCCGCUGACGGGCCAGCCGCUGACGCCCGAGGUCAAGGUGCCGUUUGUGUACGCGGCGGAGCUGGUGAAGGCAGGCCUGCUGAAGGACCAAGAUGCGCGCCGGCUGCUGCGCCCGCUGCUGGCCCUGGCGGCCUCCAGCGCGGAGUGUGACAACCUCGAAGAAGCACCCUACUGUCAGCUGCAGUGGGAGCUGCUUCUGCACUUGCUGACGAAGGACAGCCUGCGCCCCUGGUCACACGAGUGCGGCACCGUGGAUGUCCUGGAGCGCGCGCUGCACCCCUCCAGCCCCGCGCCGCCUUUGGACGUCGCGCGCUCCCUGCUGGCGAAUGUGCUGCUGAGCGCGCUGCAGCGCCUGGACCUGGACGACUUCUCCGUUCUGUCGCCCCGCACAAGGGAGGUGAAGGCCAAGCAGCUGAUGCUGCACGUGGGGGAGCUUGUGGGCUUCCUGCACAGCAACUACGCCACUCACGUGGCGGGGCCCCACGGCAGCACAGACGACCGCGAUGUCCUGCUGGGCCGCAGUCCGGUGGUGGACGACAGGAACGAGGUGCAGGGAGAGGACCGCCACGUUGAGCGGCUGGUGGCCAGCUUUGCGCAGGCACGUCUGUCGACGGCUGCUGGCAGCAAGCCCCGUGGCCACACUGUCCCCAACACGCCCUGGCCCAAGUCCCUUCAGGAGGCUGCAGAGCUGCUGCAGCCGGGCAGCAGGUCAUCCAGGGCCUGCACAGCGCAGGCAGUCGAGGAGGCCAAGAGGCUGGGCGAUCGGUUCAAGGCUCUGAUGCAGAGCGGGGCGCUCGUCCCCAACUGCCUCAAGCGCCUCACGUCCAUGGAGGACCACCCCCUGUCUCGCGCCGCCACAAUGGCCUACAUGGCAUUUGCGGGGGCCAACAAGGCGGCAGAGUUUGCGCUGGCAACCCGCGAGGACAUUCUGCGCUUCCCGCUGGCAGCCAACCGCUGCCUGGCGCAGGUGAAGGCGUUCCUGGAGCGCACCGAGGGCCUGGUGUCGCGGCUGCAGGCCGCGGUGCUGAUGGCAGUGCUGCUGCUGAAGCGCUGCGCCAACCACAUGGAGGAGCUGGCGGAGGGGGUGCAGCUGCUGUCAAGCGCGGAUGGAUCCCCCGCCACCAGCAUCACCAGCUUGGUGCCGGCCAUCGACCGCAGCCGCGACCGGCGCCCCGAAGCGCCGCACGCCGAGGUGCCGCUGCAGCAGCCCUGCGCAGCGUCGCUGCUGGAGGCCGCCGGCGCCGUGGUGCAGCAGCUGCAGGACAAGCAGGCCGGGGGGGCCCUCACCAUCCCUGAACAGGCGGUGCUGGACCACUUUGAAGCUGCGGUGCAGGAGCAGGACACGAGCGCCCUCAUCCAGGCCAUCAUCAAGGCGCCGGCUCGAGCUGCGUGCCAGCUGAACACCAAAAUGUUCCGUCCUUUCUACCUGGCAGUGGAGCAUGCGGCCGACGUGCGCCGAGCCUGGCGCGGCCCGCCCGCGCAGCUCAGCUGCGCCUGCCCUGCCAGCCUGGUUCUGUGCCUGGAGGUGCCGCUGUGUGUGGGGGAUUUCCUGAAGGCACUGCGGAUGCUCUUCGACGCGAUGGUGGGCAAGACGGCGGCCGGUGCCCCGGAGGAGGCCAUGGGGCUGGUGCAUGAGGCGGUGCCACACCUCACACCCUGCUCGGUAGGCGAGAAGGUGCACAGCCUGUUGAUAGAUGCGGUGAUACCAGACUUCACCGCCCUGCACCAGCUGCUGGUGUGCGGGCGCCUGGCGGGCCCCGACAUCCUGCCCAUCCUGGAACUGUGCAACGCCCGCUCCCUGGGCAUAAGCAAGGGCCUGGGGGCGCUGCACGUCCAGGCCUGCAACCUGGCGCAAAUGGCUCGCAUGCUUGGCGUGGAGGUUCCCGCCGCCAUCCAGGGCAGGCUGGACAAGGUGGAGGCACGCCGCACUCUGAACGCCAUUCAGAACGGCUUCGCUGCCUGCGCGCUGGAUGGCAGCGCCAGCAGCGCCGGCGCCGGUGGCGAGCCCGGCUUUGAUUUUCUCAACGUUGCCAUGCACUCGGGGAGCCGCAGGCAGGCGGUGCAGCAGACUGAGGCGGCAGUAGAGGCGGCCGCCAAGGGCGACCCUGGCGCUCGUGCAGCGCUGGCGGCUCUGGCGGGCUGCAACCCGGUGGCGCCCUGCUGGCUCUCCGGCUGCCACUGGCACGGCGGCAGCCGCGGCAUGGUGCGUGAGCAGGGCGUCCCCGAGGUGGAGGCGCGGGCGACGGCGCGGCGGCGCUGA